Messenger RNA from Peronospora matthiolae, 324 nucleotides. Lineage: Eukaryota; Oomycota; Peronosporomycetes; Peronosporales; Peronosporaceae. The record is from the annotation of a GenBank genome assembly.
AUGAACAUGUUGGACGUAGAAGACGAAAGCUUUCACGUCACACGUGAAGGCUACUCCCAUCUGAGUGACUCAGAAUGGGAGAUAGUCGGUCGCAUGAGUGUGCUCAUGAGCGAAUACGCCAUCAGUGGUAUGUUGGAUUCUCGAAGCAGGGACCAACAACACGCUGCUAUCAACAAGUUCCUACAGGGGGAACUUGCCGUCGAAAGAGAGAAGAUAGCAUUUCCACAACAGCAAGGCUCUCAUCAAUCGAUGGGCGGGCCGACGUACACGCGUCGACCCGAAACCAUGAAGAUAUACAUCAUUAAGGUACAAGGGAACCGAUGA